Lepisosteus oculatus (spotted gar) is the source of this 2270-nucleotide messenger RNA. RefSeq lists its product as uncharacterized. Gene Ontology annotation, biological process: activation of protein kinase B activity. Lineage: Eukaryota; Metazoa; Chordata; Actinopteri; Semionotiformes; Lepisosteidae. Gene Ontology annotation, cellular component: Golgi apparatus; plasma membrane. The record is from RefSeq and is a predicted model, not a curated record.
UUAUAAAAGGAGAAUGGAGCAUCACAGCUUGCAACACAACAGGAUCAGCGGCGCUUGAUUCAAAAAGUUUAAGGAGCAUGAGUAGAUUUUUUUAAUCCAUUUGCACUUGACUUUUGCACAAAUAAUUUUUGUCUGCUUUUGAAAGAAAUUCUCCAUUUGGUCUUAAACAAUGAACUUUAACAAUUAUGAAACCACCAGUGAAAAGGCACGUCUCCACAGCAAGUGCCAGAUGGGAGACCAGGAACAAAGACACCAGAUGAGAGCCUGCACCUCCCUGAUGAAGACCUUCUUUGUGUGCCUGCUGGCCUCCUUUGUGACCAUAACGCUUGGGGUCUCCUUAGUUCUCUUCACCCCUUCUCUGAGGCUACCCAAUAAGGAGAAACCUGAGGAAAGCAGCAAGCUGCUGAGCUCGAAUCCUCCAGUUGACCCCAAAUUCAAGUACUUGAAUCAGAUGGAGAAAACAAAGAAAUUUGUAUUGUCAGGCGGAGUGGUCCAAUGGGCAAGGUAUCGGAAGAACCCCAAAGACUACGACACCAAAGAAGAGGAGGAGUUUGGCAGCAGUAUCAAUGCCAAUGAUGCUAAAAUGACCGCCUCCACUUUGUUGAUUAAGCCCAAUGGGUGUCGUGUUCCCCAUUGGCACUUCAAUGCUAAUGAGCACGGGUUCCUGGCAACGGGAACAGUAUGGAUCGGUAUCCUGGACUCGGCUCCCUUCUCCGUGACGUCUUACAAUGUGACGGCUGGGCAGGUCAUCUUCCUCCCCAGGAGCACCCUGCACUGGAUGAAGUGUGUGGGGCAGGAGGACUGCUUGUUUGUGCUGUUCUUCACCACUCACGAAGAGCUUGUCACCCGUGACGUAGAUGACGUGUUUUAUGCCACACCGCAGGACAUUGCCGCUCGGUCCCUUAAGCCAGCUGGUGGGGUGGACUUCAUCAGGUCCUUUAAGCAACCUGCAGAGAACCAGGCAGUCAACCUUCCUCCCAAUCUCAAUGAGCUGGUGAGGAAGGCCAGCUAUACACAGUCUAGGGACUUCCUUGUGGCAAGAUACUUUUAUGACCUGAAAGCUUCCAAGCAGUACAGGUAUCCCGGUGGAAUCAUACAGUGGGCAAGAUAUACUAAAGACCAGACCGGACUUUCUAGAAAUGAAAUUAUAUUUGCUAAAUCUCUCAAUGAGCAUGAGGACACUGUAACCAUUGCUACAAUGAGGAUCUUCACUAAUGGGAUGCGGCAACCCCACUAUCAUUUCAAUGCCAAUGAAAUGGGUUAUGUGCUUAGUGGCUGUGGGAAGGUUGGUGUCGUUGGCAGGGAUGUGGUUAACUUUGACAUUGAGAAGGGGGAUGUCUUUUUCUUCCCUCACGGCACUCACCAUUACAUUAAGAGCACAUGUGAUGAGGACUUGCUCCUGGUCAUUGCAUACAGCACUGGCAAUGAGCUGCAAACCUUGGAUAUGAAUAUUUACUUCCAGUCCACAGCUGACUUCAUCUUAGCCCAGCUUUUCCUGAAGAAACAAGAUGAAUUCCAGAAAAUCCCCACCUUCAAGGAACCCCAAGACAUUAACUUGCCAUGAAAACUAACUUGCAAAGAGCCCUAAAGACUUUGUUUAGAACAAUACAUUUGAAGUAAUAGACAAGAGCAGAAAAGAUCAACAGCCAUGCAGUAUUGUGUUUUUAAUUGCAUUUCGAGUGAUUUAAAAUUAAAUUUCCAAGUGUAAUUCCAGAAAACCCAGAAUGUGAUUUGGGUUUUCAAAGCUAUGUUAAGAGAGAUAAGGAGGUCUACACCUAUUAAUUUCAUGGAAUGUUCCCAAAUAACAUAGCACUAUUCUGAGUGAUAAAAAUCUCAGUACAAGAAUAGCAAAAUGUCCCACUUUAAUUAGUCAUUUCUACACAGUGCUGUUUUUAGCUUCAUCAGAUUUAUCACCAUCAUAUCAAAGAAUGUUUUAUUACCUUUUUGGCUAUCACAGCUGGAUAAGCACAGCCUGUCCUUAUAAUUCUACAUUCAUUUGUAUUAUUCUGUUGCUAAUAGUCCAAGCUUUUAUUACAGCUGGCGGUGGGCACUAAAUGCUUUGCUUAUUCCUUGUGUAUUUAUACUUGUUAAGCAGAGAAUAUAAGAUUAAUGAAAGAAAAGGCCUGGUGGUUUUAGAAGCUCAAUUACAGGUUGGACUUUGCAGUUCAUUAUGUUCACUUCUGCUUUUGAUCAACAGAAAAAUAGCGCUUUGAAACAUUUUACCUUGUAUCUGCACUUUUCCAGUUGGAAUAAAAUACGGUAUAAAUGCA